Messenger RNA from Malus domestica (apple), 1679 nucleotides. RefSeq lists its product as uncharacterized. Gene Ontology annotation, biological process: positive regulation of DNA-templated transcription. Lineage: Eukaryota; Viridiplantae; Streptophyta; Magnoliopsida; Rosales; Rosaceae. The record is from RefSeq and is a predicted model, not a curated record. Gene Ontology annotation, cellular component: SWI/SNF complex.
UGGGGGUAGAAAGGGCAGAAUCGAGGCAGAGAGGCCGAGUGCAUCGUCGAAAGAGGACUCAACAUUGAUCUCUUGAGCUGCUGAAGGUGGACUGACAUAUUAUCAGCCAAAAAGCAGUCCCCGCAGUCGGAGGUGAAGAGAUCCAGGCUAGGCAUGGAAGAGGAGAAGGCAUUGCAGCAGCAGCAGCAGCAGCAGCAUCUAUUGCUACAGCAGCAACAACAACAACAGCAACAGCAACAGCAGCACCAUCAACAUAACCAGCAGCAGUUAUUGCUUUUACAACAAAUGCAAAGGCAACAGCAACAGGCCGCUGCCAUUUCCCGUUUCCCUUCCAACAUCGACGCCCAUUUGCGCCCACUCCGAGCCAUAAAUCUCCAGCCUAACCCUAACCCUAAUUCCGCUCCUAAUCUUCAACAAAAUCCUGUUGCCAACCCCCAGCAACAGCAGCAGCAGCCCCAACAGCCCCAACAGCAGCAGCAGCAGCAGCAGCAACAGCAGAGGGUGAUCCGACCCGGGAACCAGGCGGAGCUACAGAUGGCAUACCAGGACGCCUGGAGGGUCUGCCAUCCCGAUUUCAAGCGUCCCUUCUCUUCGCUCGAAGACGCCUGCGAGAGGUUGCUGCCUUAUCAUGUAGUGGCAGAUUAUGAGGCAGAGGAGGAUGACAGAAUCCUCGACUCUGACACCACAGGCACGAUUCCAUCUCGCUCUCAGCAGUGGGAUCACAACAUAUCUGCUAAAGUUGCAGAGUUUACAGCAACAUUUGAGAAACAGGCACUAGCCUUUAACAUAAUUUCCCGUAAGCGAGCUUUGGGGGAAUUUCGGUCCGAAGAGAGACUUAUGAUUGAGCAGGCUCUUUGCCAAGAAGAAAAAAGGACAUGUCUGGAAUUGAGAGCAGAGUUUGAUUCAAGAGAGAAAGCUGGCCGGGAAGCUAAAUUACGAGCUCAGGCAGAGCAAGCUCGGGUUGAGUCACAAGCACAUGCUGAAAUGUUAGCUCGGGCCCCAAUAAGGCCAAGUGCACUUGGGUCUCAAGGCAAUGACGUUUCGAUUGGGCUUGACAUGAGAGAGCAGGAACAUGGGGUUAACCCAGAAGAGAUGAUAAAUGGAUGGGGAAAUAAUGUGCAAAGAGAUGAGAAGGAGCCGUGUGAGGAUUUUUUAAAUGAUGAAGAGACUGAGAAUGGAUCCACAGGCAUGCAGGACGGCUGGCGUGAAGUUGGGGAGUUUGAUUUGAACACUCGUUAACCAAUAGAGGUCUUGGCAAAUCAUGCUUGAUCACGGACAGAGAAGCUGUUAAUAAACAGGAAAGCCGGUUCCUUUUACAUGGCAAAUGAGUUGGCAUCGGCUGUCAUGGAAUUGUUGUGUGUUUCAUACGGCAUGAGAAUUGGAGAAAUGCUUGUUUUAAAAUUUGAAUCACUCAUAGGGGAAAAGACCAAUGAAGCUACAAGCUGCAGUUACAAUGGAAGAUGGAUAGCUUUUAUACCUAAUUAUAUUAGUGGAUCGCGCCUUUCCACGCUGUCACAGAAGAGGACAUAAUGGACAUUAGUUUAAAAAGGUUCUCUGAGAGGAUUGAGCUUUCCUUAUUUUGAUCAUUUCUUGUAUUUUGAAAUCUGGAAUUGCGUAGAAUGUCCGUCCUUUGUGAGAAUUGAGCUUUCUUUAUUUUGAUCAUUUCUUGUAUUUUGAAA